ACGUUAAUUCUAUAUGAGCGCGAGCGGCGGGAGCUCGGGUCUUUUCAGCGCCGGCCGCGCGGCGCCUCCUCCUCGCUCCUGAGUCACCGCGAGCCCCGGCCCCGCGCAGGGUUUGAAAUCUAAGAGAAUGGCAGACAUUGACAACAAAGAACAGACAGAACUUGAUCAACAGGAUAUGGAAGAUGUUGAAGAAGUAGAAGAAGAAGAAGCUGGUGAAGAUGCCAACAACAAAGCUCGGCAGCUGACUGUACAGAUGAUGCAGAAUCCUCAGAUUCUUGCAGCCCUUCAGGAAAGACUCGAUGGUCUGGUAGGAACAUCUACAGGAUAUAUAGAAAGCUUGCCUAAAGUUGUUAAAAGACGUGUGAAUGCUCUCAAGAAUCUUCAGGUUCAAUGUGCACAGAUAGAAGCAAAGUUCUAUGAGGAAGUUCAUGAGCUGGAAAGAAAGUAUGCUGCUCUCUAUCAGCCCUUGUUUGACAAGAGAAGCGAAAUCAUUAAUGCGAUUUAUGAGCCUACAGAGGAAGAAUGUGAAUGGAAAGCAGAUGCUGAAGAAGAGAUUUCAGAGGAAAUGAAAGAGAAAGCCAAGCUUGAAGAGGAAAAAAAAGAUGAAGAAAAAGAAGACCCUAAAGGAAUUCCUGAAUUUUGGCUGACAGUAUUUAAGAACGUUGACUUGCUCAGUGAUAUGGUUCAGGAACAUGAUGAACCUAUCCUGAAACACUUAAAAGAUAUAAAAGUGAAGUUUUCAGAAGUUGGACAGCCUAUGAGUUUCACGCUAGAAUUUCACUUUGAACCAAAUGACUACUUUACAAAUGAAGUGUUGACAAAGACGUAUAGAAUGAGGUCAGAGCCAGAUGAUUCUGAUCCCUUCUCCUUUGAUGGACCAGAAAUCAUGGGUUGUACAGGUUGCCAAAUAGACUGGAAAAAAGGAAAGAAUGUUACUUUAAAAACCAUUAAGAAGAAGCAGAAACACAAGGGUCGUGGCACGGUUAGAACGGUGACAAAAACUGUUUCCAAUGACUCUUUCUUCAACUUCUUUAGUCCCCCUGAAGUUCCUGAAAGUGGAGAUUUGGAUGAUGAUGCUGAGGCAAUCCUGGCUGCAGACUUUGAAAUAGGUCACUUCUUACGUGAACGUAUAGUCCCCCGAUCAGUAUUGUACUUCACAGGAGAAGCUAUUGAAGAUGACGAUGAUGAUUACGAUGAAGAAGGAGAGGAGGCUGAUGAUGAGGAGGGGGAAGAAGAAGCAGAUGAAGAAAAUGAUCCAGAUUAUGACCCCAAAAAGGAUCAAAACCCAGCAGAAUGCAAGCAGCAGUGAAGCAGUGUGUAUGUGGCCUUGAGGAUUACCUGCACUGUACUAGCCUAAACACAACUAUUAGUUACUUACAGCCUUAUGUUUUGUAUCUCGGUAGAAUUAAGUAACCAAUUUGUUAAAAAUGAAAUCAAACACAUAAGAACCAGUUUAAAAUGUAGGUGCAAUCUACCUAGCAUUUUAACAGUAUAAUUUUCAGCCAAUAUGUAGAAUGCAGUAAAUCCCCUAAAGCAUGAAUGUUAAUUCAUUGCUACAUAGUUUGGUUCUUGUGACGUCUUUGUCAUGUAGCUAUUAGACUGCAGCUGUGAAGAUUAUCAGAACUGUUAACUGAGACCAAUAUUUGUUUAGAGAAAAUCCUCUCCUGACGAACCAACCAAAGUAUUUUCAGCCCAGUAGUCUUGAACGGGUUUAAGUCUGCUUGCACUAGCUGUGCCUUCAUUACUUUGUUAUAGAAAUGGCAGUGACUUGUACUAACUAGGAGAUGAUGAUGCAUUUUGAAUUUGACUACUUGAGAAGACUAGUAUAAUUUGUUUAAUUUCCAAUGAGACCACAUUAAACAUUCAUAACUGUCAGCUUGUUUAUGCUAUGGGUUUUGUAUUUUAUGUGACAUAGUGAUCUACAAAGGAAACCUAGUCAUCAUAUUAAGGUUAUUGUUUACCACUGGGGUGUGAAUAAAACCUAGUAUUUUCAGAAGUUAGUCUUGUUUUAUUAUGAUGUGUGUAUCUGCAUGUGUAAACUAUUAAGGCAUCUCUUUCAUGCUGCAGUUCACUUUUUACUAGAAACAAAAGUCAAAAGUUACUGAAAAGUAAAUUAUAUAGCAUUUUGAGAGCAAACAGCUUAAUUGCUUGGAAAGUUUGGUCUGUGCUUUCCUUCGCAAUGUGAUAGUUGUGAGCCUAAGCUGCAUAUUUUAGUAAUUAGACAACACUGACAUUUUGAGAAGGCAAAUUUUUAGAAGUGGGCCUAGAUCUGAUAAAGGACUUUGGUAUUGCCAUGCCAGACUCAAAGGCAUUUGAUUGUUCAUAUGGAAUCUGGAGCCAAGAGAGGUGCCUUGGAUUUCCAGUCUGUGUGAUCAGAGCUAGGAUGUCCAGAACAACCUGCCCUGUAGCCUAAGGGAUGGCUAGAACACUUAGCUGCAUUCUAGUUUGUUUUCUCAGUGCAUCAAGGAUCUGAAGAGGAGGAACCAAAACCCAAGGAAUUUCUUCCUUCUCCCCAAAUGUUUUGCUUGCUAAGCCAUGCUCACAUGAUUCAUGCUUUUUGUUUUGGAUGUUCAUUGUCAGCUUAAACAUAAGGGCUAGAAGGUCUGUCUUAUAUUAACCUUGGCUCUAGCCUAGUAGUGGAGACAGUCUUUUUUGAGAUGUGGAUAUGAAUGCACUCAGCUUGAGGAGACUGAAUUGACAUCUUCUGUUCGUUUCACAUGAUCAGUCAACUGCUGCUGUACUAUGUGCAGCCUUAUCCUUUAUAACUGUAGAAGUGCUGAUUUUAAACAAGUACCCAGUUAACAUUUUGAGGGGUGGGAAGACCCUCAUGGUGCAGCAAAGAAACAUGCAGCUAGCUGUGGAUCUGUUUCUGCACUAGCUACUCUUUUCCUUGCCACUGAUGUACUAUCAAGUAUAGCCAUAAAGGAUUAAAGUAUUAAAAAGAUGCCCAUAAAGGGUAAAGGGGAGGCAAGGGUCUUGUGAAGAUGAGGCCAGGGGAAGUCUCUCCAGCAUGUCUCUUGCUUGGAGGGCAGAUGGUACAGAAUGAAGCUUAUGCUGAAUGCCUUCCCUGAAUCCCUAGUCCUUUUAAGAAGGAAGUCUAUUGGGCUCUGAGUUAACUGACUUUUAUUAUUCCUCAGAGGCUUGAAUGCCACACUGCUUAAUUUCAGAAUCCUUGUCAAACUUGAUUCAUCUCUCUAGUUACGGAUUUAGAAGAAGGAGCUCUUGUUACCUAUAGCUGUAUAUAAAACAGUUCUUUUGAAGCUGUGCUCUGUUUUUUAGGUAACCUAUAGAUCACAGCAUAGAAAAAUAUGCCAGAAGAAAAUUAAAUCACUGUGUCACUUUAUAGCUGUGUGUAAAUUCGAUGUGGUUCUGUUCUUGUGAUGACACUAAUCCUGACAGGACAUGCUUAGCCUUUGAGAUGCUGUCCCUGUCAGGUGUUUGUGUAUCAUUUGGUCUUUUCUCUCAAAAUUUUUCUCAACAUUUCCCAGGAUUAGGUUUGAACCAAGCACUGGUGGUUUAAACUUGAACUUCAGGGCAUAGAGACCAAACUUAUAAUAUGUUAUGGACUUGAGGCAAAAAACAUGGAGUUUUUCGGGUCAUACCUUUUGACAUGAAAAGUAUCCAAAGUCCUUACUUGGAUCUAGCCUGUUCUUGCUAAUAAAAGAGAAAGCACUGUCAAAAGUUGUCCAAGGAAUUUCAGAAUUCAUUUGUCCUGUCAUAUGAAGUCUGACUUGUGCUUAAACUGCUUUCUCAUAUAAUAACUUCCUACCAUUCAAUGUAAUAUAGUAUUUGAAGAGGGGAGUUGAUAGAUGUCAAAGCUUACCUGCAGCCUGCAAGAUCCAGAGCCAUGAAAGCAUAUCUGCCUACAGAUUUUGGUAUACAUCUAUCUAGAUCAAAUUGCCAGUACUAAGUCAGCUGUUCUUGUGCCCUCCAGACUGCAGCAAAAGGAAGGGUAAAAUCAUACAAACUGAGAUGCCAAUUCUUACGGCAUUGGUUAAAUAAAAAAUGUUUUGGUGCUUAGCAUAGUUCUGAGAUCUCAGACUGUCUUGUUUAGUAAUUCUGAAAGGCAGUAUGUAGCAGGAAUAUUAAACUUUCAACAUUGAUUGGA
Rhea pennata is the source of this 4108-nucleotide messenger RNA. It is a transcript of the gene NAP1L1, whose product is annotated as nucleosome assembly protein 1 like 1. Gene Ontology annotation, molecular function: histone binding; chromatin binding. Gene Ontology annotation, biological process: nucleosome assembly. Bases 128 to 1309 code for a protein of 393 amino acids. The record is from RefSeq and is a predicted model, not a curated record. The transcript is spliced from 15 exons. Gene Ontology annotation, cellular component: nucleus; chromatin. NCBI's taxonomy places the organism in Eukaryota, Metazoa, Chordata, Aves, Rheiformes, Rheidae.